AUGUCCAAGUUAAAAAGCUCGGAGUCAGUCCGGGUAGUGGUUCGCUGUCGGCCCAUGAAUGGCAAAGAAAAGGCCGCAUCGUAUGACAAGGUGGUGGAUGUGGAUGUGAAGCUGGGGCAGGUGUCUGUGAAGAACCCCAGAGGCUCAUCCCAUGAGAUGCCCAAGACCUUCACCUUUGAUGCCGUCUACGACUGGAAUGCCAAGCAGUUUGAACUCUAUGAUGAGACGUUCCGACCACUCGUGGACUCUGUCCUACAGGGAUUCAAUGGCACAAUUUUUGCCUAUGGACAAACGGGAACUGGGAAAACCUAUACCAUGGAGGGAGUCCGUGGUGACCCUGAGAAAAGAGGGGUGAUCCCCAACUCAUUUGAUCACAUCUUCACCCAUAUCUCUCGAUCACAGAAUCAGCAGUACCUGGUCAGGGCUUCUUACUUAGAGAUCUAUCAGGAAGAGAUCCGAGACUUGCUCUCAAAGGAUCAGACCAAACGGCUGGAGCUCAAAGAGAGGCCUGAUACAGGCGUGUACGUGAAGGAUUUGUCUUCCUUUGUCACCAAGAGUGUGAAGGAGAUAGAGCACGUGAUGAAUGUGGGAAACCAAAACCGGUCUGUCGGUGCUACCAACAUGAACGAGCACAGCUCACGGUCACAUGCAAUCUUUGUCAUUACAAUCGAAUGCAGCGAGGUGGGCCUAGAUGGUGAGAACCACAUCCGGGUAGGAAAACUGAACCUUGUAGAUCUUGCUGGCAGUGAGCGGCAAGCCAAGACUGGCGCUCAAGGAGAAAGACUGAAGGAAGCAACCAAGAUCAACCUGUCCCUUUCAGCCUUGGGUAAUGUUAUCUCUGCCCUGGUAGAUGGCAAAAGCACCCAUAUUCCAUAUAGAGACUCAAAGCUGACUAGGCUUCUCCAAGAUUCCCUUGGUGGCAAUGCCAAAACUGUUAUGGUAGCCAAUGUGGGGCCUGCAUCUUAUAAUAUAGAAGAGACCCUGACCACUCUGAGAUAUGCCAAUCGUGCCAAAAACAUUAAGAACAAGCCAAGGGUCAAUGAGGACCCAAAGGACGCUCUGCUUCGAGAAUUCCAGGAAGAAAUUGCUCGGCUCAAGGCCCAGCUGGAAAAACGUUCCAUUGGCAGGAGGAAGAGGCGAGAGAAGCGGAGGGAAGGUGGUGGCAGUGGUGGGGGUGGGGAAGAGGAGGAGGAGGAGGGAGAAGAGGGUGAGGAGGAAGGGGAUGAUAAGGAUGAUUACUGGCGGGAACAGCAAGAAAAACUGGAGAUUGAGAAGCGGGCCAUUGUAGAGGACCACAGCUUGGUUGCAGAGGAGAAGAUGAGGCUGCUGAAGGAGAAGGAGAAAAAGAUGGAGGACCUGCGGCGGGAGAAGGAUGCUGCUGAGAUGCUGGGUGCUAAAAUCAAGGCCAUGGAGAGUAAGCUGCUUGUUGGAGGAAAAAAUAUAGUAGAUCAUACGAAUGAACAGCAGAAGAUCUUGGAGCAGAAACGCCAGGAGAUCGCAGAGCAGAAACGUCGAGAAAGAGAAAUCCAGCAGCAAAUGGAAAGUCGAGAUGAGGAGACAUUGGAACUCAAAGAGACUUACACCUCGUUGCAGCAGGAGGUAGACAUCAAGACCAAAAAGCUCAAAAAGCUCUUUUCCAAGCUCCAGGCUGUGAAGGCUGAGAUCCACGACCUGCAAGAAGAACACAUCAAGGAGCGCCAGGAGCUGGAGCAGACGCAGAAUGAGCUCACCAGGGAGCUAAAACUCAAGCAUCUUAUUAUAGAAAAUUUUAUCCCCUUGGAAGAGAAGAAUAAAAUUAUGAAUAGAUCCUUUUUUGAUGAAGAAGAAGACCAUUGGAAAUUACAUCCUAUAACUAGACUGGAGAACCAGCAGAUGAUGAAGCGGCCAGUCUCUGCCGUGGGAUACAAGAGGCCCCUGAGCCAGCACGCACGGAUGUCUAUGAUGAUUCGACCAGAGCCCCGCUACAGGGCGGAGAACAUCAUGCUCUUGGAGUUGGAUAUGCCCAGCCGGACAACCAGAGAUUAUGAGGGCCCAGCCAUUUCCCCCAAGGUCCAGGCUGCACUAGAUGCAGCUCUGCAGGAUGAAGAUGAGAUUCAGGUGGAUGCAUCAUCCUUUGAAAGCACUGCAAACAGAAAACCCAAGGCCAGGCCUAAGAGUGGCAGGAAAUCAGGAUCCUCCUCAUCCUCCUCAGGAAACCCUGCAUCUCAGUUUUACCCACAAUCUCGGGGGCUGGUUCCCAAGUAACCCAGCACCCCCUCCCAAGGUGGGAACAGCAUUGUCUUCUGAGAGAAGAUCGAGCACAGAACUGCAGAGAUGACUUGAGCCUAAACAGAACCGUUCGUUCCCUUGAGGAGAAGAGAUUGCCUCUUUGCAGAUUAACCACCUCAGUCUGCCUGAACAUGCUGGUCCUGACUUGGCACUCAGCUCCUCUGGGAAGUGUCCUUGAAUUAGCAUCUCAGAAAUGCAUGGGUAAGGUAAAGUGCAAAGUCCAAGUGGACAGCAAGAAAAUGACCACAACCUUGCUUUCCUUCUUCCUCCCCCCCCUCCAGCCUCUUCCUCACACCAGGUUCCCUUUUGUUAAACAAUAUGACUGUUGAGGCCUCCUUAGGACCUUAUGUGUGGAGGCUUGGAGUAAAAUGACAGUGGAGCUGGGAAGUAAAAGCCCUAGAACUCGAAUAGGUGCCUGCUUUUGUCAGGUGAAAUGAGAGAUCUCACUUGGAACCAAGUCCCAGGAUGGCACCACCAGUGAUCCAGCUUCCAGGCCCCUCAGUAGGAGUAGAUCUGCCUGUGGAAUCUGUUGAAUGGGGCAGAGGCUUCCAGUUCCUGCUCCAGAAGUACAUGGUGUUGGGAGCAAUAGAAAAGACAUUCCCUUUGCCUCCUGGGAGAGUUUGGGGAAAUAACUUUUUUAAAACCUCAAAACCAUGACUUUCCUGUUAAAGACCUAAGUCUAUAAACCAGUGCCAUGUCCAUCUACCAUGUCACUUUACUCUUCAUUUGUCACCGUCUUCCCCCAAAUGCAUACACUCUUGAGUGGACUCAUGCAGACCCACCUUAGAGUGUGGCUACAGAGUGUGCUUAGAGGUGGGCCUCUGUAUGGGAGAAGGGAGGCUGGCUCUGCCUUCUCUGGUGGCACUAGAGUUGGGGCAAGGCCUCAGGAAGGGACACUUUGGAAUUCCCCAGUUGGGUCCAUACUAUCAUGGGGGCAGAAGAAUGACUAGGUGAUGCAGAGCUGGAGGCAGGGGACUCACAGCAGGGGGAAGGGAAGACAGAGAUGGAAGCAAAGGAACCCUGUCUGCCUGGAGCAGAAAACCCCCUGACUCUCAGAAGUGCACCUCCCCUAGGUGCUGGCAAGAAGAGGCUCUGAGGAGAGUUCACACUUCCCGUUUACAUAGACAAGUUUAGUUUCUAAGUUUUAGUUCUUCAUAUUAUGGCCCCUCAAGCUUUGUUUUAUGUUGGUCAUUAGGUGACAGUUACUCAUUUUCCCCAGGUGAAAUGCAUGAGUGUGUGGGGCUUUGUGUGUCUGUGUUCUGUGUGUGUCUGUAAGAGAGAGUGAAACCUUGCCCAGUUUUAGAAAUACUCCAACAUGCAGUCUUUGCCCCUGUCUGUGGUAAAGGCCCAGUGAAUGGCUAAUCUAGUCUAGAAGCAUGCCCCCAUGCGUGUGUGAGUCCGGGAUCCAAGCCUGAGGGGCAAUCUUAAGUCCUCAAGUCUGCCUGCCACACUGGUGCACCUUGCUGGCAUGGUGCCUCAGGAAGAUGGUAGGUAACUCAGGUGGGCCUUGAGAUGUAUUUUUAACUCAGUCUCCAGGUACAUUUCUGGAUCAGAACCCAUGGGAUGGAGGAGGUACCAAGUGUAAUGUCUUGACAUUCUGCAGAAUGGAGAUCCAUUUAUCCCCAUGUUAGUGAGCAUUCUUUCUGAGCCCAGGGCCCUAUUCAGCAGUUCCUAGGGUAUAAUGGAACCUGUCCUUACCUUUUCUUGGGCGCAAACCCUGCUUCUUCCUUAUGUACUAAGAAUUUGCCUGUUUGAACAGGAACCAAAUGAUGAGAUGUGUGGUCUAAGAUGGCUGUCUGCUGGUGACACUGUCUCUCUUACCACAUUUCCUCACAGCCAGUAUGCAUUCUGUAGGCUGAAAACAUUCAUGUAGUGAAGCGAAGGAUCACAAACUUCAAAUAAUACCAUACCUUAAAACCGGUGUCUUGAAGUGGCUAAUGUGAUGGAUGGGCUGCUGGUGGCGGUUUAAGUGAUACACAGAACUUUUCCCGCAAACAAAAGAAGAACGCCACUGACAGUCAUGAUUAUUAAAGCGAGCCUGUCCUCAGCUGUGUUCCCGCAGUGGUCUGUGGAAACCAAGUAGAAGGGCCACACAUGUGGCCAUGAUGCUGUCUCUUCCGAGGCAGCCUCUGGUGCUUCUCUUCUCAACAUGGAUCCGAUACUGAAAAGAGCAGAUGCUAAAAUAUCUUGCUGCCCCCAGAAUGUUGCUGCUUUGAGCUCUGAAUGGAGCCAGGAGUAGAGGACAGAUCAAGCUCACUGAGGGACCAAAGCUUUAUGUUGGUAGUUAUCUAGAAUGUUCUGGGAUGCUGGAAGGCCCUCAUGCCUGCAGCAGCUGUUGUAGUCUAGGAGCAAGUCUUUAAAAGGAUCUUAGAAGAGCAUCUGGCAGGUGUUUGAGGCUGCGCAUACAAUCCUCAUCAGACUCUCUUUUCGUCUCAUCAAUAGAAUGUAUCUGGCUUCAAAUCACACAAUUCCCAGACCCCUAGAUUCAGAAUCAGAGGCCACAGAUCAUAGGCAUGAAGCACUUUCUUAAGACUGACCUGUGUUGAAUUGCUCCUGUCGGAUGCCUGCAUGCUGCUUGAAUUGCUCCACCUACACCUCCAUGACCAAGGGUGCCAGAGUGUGGCACAGCUCAGGCGUGGGCCACUGUCUGCCCUUCCUGACUCUUCCUAAGCCCUCCCUUGCUGAAUGUAGACUCUGCCAAGUUUCUGAGAAGCGUCGAUUCCCUGCUAACAUAGGCUAUCAGUUCUGCCUCCCUUUCGCCUCUCAAGUUUGAGGAGUACUCUGUGAACACCUUGGACCAUUCAGACACCAUCCAUGGAUGAAAUGGGCUACUCAUGUACUCUGAAAUCCAUUAAUGCAGAACGCUCAGAGGGAACUAGGUAAGGUCAGCGUGCCCUGCAGUUACCAAGUGAGUCUUGGUCUGGUACUUUCCGAUUCUGGCACCUCCCUCUCUGCCCCAUCUUCCUGAAUGAAAUGCUCCUGAGGUUAUUUAUGAAAGGAAUGAUAUAGGCAGGCAGGAAAGGGGGGGGGGCUUGAUGGCUCUUUGGAGUUAAUAAUGACCCUGACCUUCUCUUCGGCUGUCUUUAGACAAAGAAUAUGUCAAUACUUGGGACUCUUAGUUUUACAAUUGAUAUUUAUUUGUAUUAUCUCUUUGUUUAGCGAUGUAAAAGUGAUUCUAAACUAAGAUGUGUAAUAAAAAUCAAUCAGAUUUAUUGUA
Messenger RNA from Cricetulus griseus (Chinese hamster), 5485 nucleotides. The record is from RefSeq and is a predicted model, not a curated record. NCBI's taxonomy places the organism in Eukaryota, Metazoa, Chordata, Mammalia, Rodentia, Cricetidae.